Molecule: messenger RNA, 3180 nt
Organism: Anolis carolinensis (green anole)
Lineage: Eukaryota; Metazoa; Chordata; Lepidosauria; Squamata; Anolidae
Gene: gpr61
Product: G protein-coupled receptor 61
Exons: 4
Coding region: 1683-3047 (454 amino acids)
Biological process (GO): G protein-coupled receptor signaling pathway
Cellular component (GO): plasma membrane; signaling receptor complex; endosome
Molecular function (GO): G protein-coupled receptor activity
Source: RefSeq, a predicted model, not a curated record
GGGAAACAGUUGUGGAUCCGGGUGGGAGGCAGACUGCAUUGGAUAAUCCAGAAUGUUGGAUAAGUGAGACUCGACUGUAUCCAUGUGGUACAACUUUGGAGACAGCCAUUGACUUUACUAGCAAUGUUUUACUUGAGCACAGUCACACAGAAAUGUAGCCUUGUAUUUAUAUGAUGGUAAUUAAAAUGAAAGAUGCCCCUAUCAGGUCCAAUGUUACUAUGGAAAGACUUCACUUUGCUUGAAUCAGCCCCUCUGUCUGGAGCAGAACUUGGGGUAAUUGAUUUUUAAUAAAAAUUCCCAGACCCCAGUACCAGUUGGACUAAGGUUGGCCAUGCUUGCAAUGAGAUUCUGAGAGUUAUAGUCCAAAAAGCAACUCUCAAAUUAUCGCACAGAGAGGAACAGGGAAAGUUUGGAUCAGUUUUAGGGAAUAUUGUAGAGAUUUGGGAAGUUUGAUACCACUAGAACUUAAUUGUGCCAAAUUCUGGAAAUUUUCGUUCUGCCAGUCUACUAUAACUGAACUAUAGCACUGGAGCUUUCUGGAAAAAAGUCCUAAGGACCUCACCAAAUUGCACAUUUCAAGAUUCUCUAAGGUGAAGCCAUGACAAAACUGAAGUGUAGCCAAGUGUUAAAAUUGUUAAAAUCCUUUAGAUACACCUCACAAAAUUUUUUGCUUUAAAAAAAAGUUCCAGGCAGGUAGACAUAUUUCAUGAACUCAGGUACUGGUAAUAAAUGUAUGGUACUCUUAGAUUCCAGAGGAUUAGGGGAAGGCCCGACAAGAGUUUAGCCUACCUCCCACCAAAAUGUUUUAAUUCACAACCAUCCACUGGUUUUGGUAGAGUACAACUGAAUGUUUUAGCUAUUCUGAACGUAGCAGUGCCCCCUCCCUUCUUUUAAGUUUGAAUUCAAUGUUCCUAUGACUUGUGGCACAUUGGGGAAGGCCUGUACAUGUGUGAAACCUGGAACUCUUUAAAGGCUGGGAUGGGAACCAGGAGGCUUCUAGGACCCAGAAACUGAGACACUCUCCAAGCUUCAGGCUGCCUCUCACCCUUCACUGCAGUGGAUCUGUGCAUCAGAUACUGUGGAGAAGCAGCAGCAGCAGAGAGAGGUACCCAGUAUGCUGGAAGCCUGCACAGAGAAGCCUGUCUGAUGAACUGGUGUACAUGGGGACUGUGUUCAGGAUUGCAACAAGCUCCUUCUCAAUUGCAAAAUGGGCAGCCAACUUGUCUUUUCUUCUGUGUCACUCAAGAGGAAAUAAUCACACCAGAAUUCUUCUACUCACCAAUUUUAAAUUCCAUAAUCCUUUAUGAGAGGUGCUAACAUUCCCUGGGAAGAAGAAUGUCCUGCACCUUGAGUGAGGAAAGCUUCUUUCUUUUCAUAUCAGGACAGGUCCCGUGAUUUUUUGACAUCACCAUGCCAUUCAAUUCAAUGACGGACCAUUGGAAUGAGUUGAAAAUGGACACGUUUAGCUAAAUGUGAUACAUAAUGACUUCUAAAACUGAGUGGCACCCUCAGAGGCACAUCGAUCCUGUUGGGCUCUAAUGCCAGCACAGAAGAUGACCAAAAUAUCAUCUCAGGGUUCCGGGUCGCUCUUUUGCUGCUACAACUACUGAUUCUCUGUGAUUAAUCUCUGGUAACCCAGAAUAGGAUGGGUGAUGGACUUGUGACAGGAGGUGCUAGUCUCCAUGGAGCCUCCGUUACCUGCCCAGUGGAUGCAGAGUUCUGUCAGGGUAAGGCAGCUUCUCCAGACACCCCAGAGUUCUGUGCUUCUCAAUUCCAGCCUUGGUACCAAGACCAGAGAUGUGGCUUCAGAAUCUGUAGGCCUUUUCUUCAUGCUUUUGAUUGACUUGACAGCCAUAGUAGGCAAUGUUGCCAUUAUGACGGUCAUUCUCAAGACCCCAUCUCUGAGAAAGUUUGUCUUUGUGUUCCACCUCUGCCUGGUGGACCUCCUGGCUGCUGUCACCCUGAUGCCUCUGGCAAUACUGUCCAGCUCAGCCUUCUUUGAUGGCACAGUGAUGGGGGAUGCCAUAUGUCGUACCUACCUGUUCUUAAGCGUGUGCUUCAUUACCAUGUGCAUACUCUCAGUCUCAGCCAUUAAUGUAGAACGGUAUUAUUAUGUGGUGCACCCCAUGCGCUAUGAAGUGAAAAUGACCAUAGGCCUGGUGGCUUGUGUCCUAGCUGGUGUCUGGAUUAAAGCAGUAGUCAUGUCCCUCCUCCCCAUCCUGGGAUGGCUUUCUCAAGACCAUGUCAGCAGUACUCCAGCCUACAAUGGACGAACCUGCACCUUGCAGUGGAGUCAGAGUGCCUACUGCAAAUUUUUUGUGGUCUUCUUUGCUAUUUUCUACUUCCUUCUGCCCAUCUCAAUUAUUUUGGUUGUCUAUUGCAGUAUGUUCAAAGUGGCCAGGGUAGCUGCCAUGCACCAUGGCCCACUUCCCAAUUGGAUGGAUACCCCACGGCAGAGAUCAGAAUCCCUCAGCAGCAGAUCCACUAUGGUGACUAGCUCAGGGGCCCCUCGGACUACCCCUCAGAGGACGUUUGGGGGUGGGAAAGCAGUCAUCAUCCUCCUGGCCGUGGGAGGACAAUUCCUCUUUUGCUGGCUGCCGUAUUUCUCCUUUCACCUCUACUCUGUGAUGAGCUCCCAUUUUCCUGGCCAGCAGACAGAGAAUGUGGUGACUUGGAUUGGCUACUUUUCCUUCACCUCCAAUCCUUUCUUCUACGGGUGCCUCAACCGACAGAUACGAGGAGAACUCAGCAAGCACCUCACUUGUUUCUUCAAGCAGCCUCCUGAAGAGGACCUCAGGUUACCAAGCAGAGAUGGCUCCAUAGAAGAGAACUUCUUGCAGUUCCUGCAAGGGACUGGUUGUAGUGCUGAAGCCAGAAACAAUCUUUCCCAACCUAGCCCCCAAAGGGAUCAAACAACCAUAGAUUUCCGAAUUCCAGGGCAAAUUGCAGAAGAAACUUCCGAGUUCCUGGACCACCAUAUGAAUAGUGAGAUCAUUGUCUCAGAUAGCUACAUCAGGGCAGCAUGCACACCCAAGCCAGAACUGUAGCUGUUUUUGCACUUGACAAUCUAGUUUACUGAUGUGUGAAAUAAUGCAGAUUAUAGCAGCUGAUGAAGUGGGAAUGGGAGGGGUGUGGUGUGGUGGGGAGAGUGUUCAAUAAAUACAACCGUGACAAUUGGAA